AUUCCACUUGUUGAUACCAGCACAAGAAAUCUCUCGUCAUGAAGUCUGCAAACAUUCACAGUGUGACAUUCUUAUUAACAACUGUUUUAUUCGUAUUGCUCUUUGCUGAAGUAUUAUGCGUACCACAUGAUUUCGGGGGAAGUUAUUAUCGGCUUUGUUGGUCAGCGGAAGAAACUUUUUUCAAGGGACAAUGUCUCCCGAUUGGCAGUACCGAACAUUGUCCAAUUAACAUGCAACUUUUCGACGGACCUAACAAAGGAGGAUCUUGCUAUUGCGAUAAAGAUAGCUACCCAAUAUAUUAUUCUGAUGGAACUUUUGAUUGUUCAUUUAAAUACGAGAAAAAUCCAUAUGGAUUAUAUUCCUAUUCACCAUUAUCCCUUAAGUUUUCGCGUUCAUGCCCGUUUCGAACUGUACUUAAUCGAUCUGGAAAUUGCGUUAAUCCAAUUUAUGGGUAGAACUCGUUGGAACAUUUAAACAACAGCUUUAUAAGCGAUCGAGCGUAACUUGUCUGUGUAAAGCAACCCAACAUCACUUUUUAUUUCAAAUGAAAAAAUAUUUUGAAUAAACAAAAGUUUUAGAGGUUA
Daphnia pulicaria is the source of this 584-nucleotide messenger RNA. RefSeq lists its product as uncharacterized. Lineage: Eukaryota; Metazoa; Arthropoda; Branchiopoda; Diplostraca; Daphniidae. The transcript has 3 exons. The record is from RefSeq and is a predicted model, not a curated record. The coding region runs from base 127 to 474 and encodes 115 amino acids.